Loxodonta africana (African savanna elephant) is the source of this 691-nucleotide messenger RNA. Its product is annotated as protein KPLCE-like. The record is from RefSeq and is a predicted model, not a curated record. The transcript has a single exon. Lineage: Eukaryota; Metazoa; Chordata; Mammalia; Proboscidea; Elephantidae.
ACAGGUUUCUCUGGAAACUUUCCUAGUUUCAGCCUUCUGAUGAAACCUUUCCUUCCAGAUUUUACGAAACCUCACAAAGAUGUGCGACCAACAGGAGCAGCAACAUUUUUCUUCCUCCUGUGUGAAAGGUUUGAAACUGGGGUCAGUGCAAAGCACAAAAUGCACGUCUGUGAAAUGUGCAGCUCCAUGCGAGACUAAAACUGUUAGUGUGGUGUGUCCUGACCCGUGCCAGACUCAGACCUACGUGAAAUGCUCUGUUCCAUGCCAGACGACAUGUGUGAAAUGCCCAACUCCAUGCCAGACUCAGACCUACGUAAAAUGCCCUGCACCAUGCUAGACAACAUAUGUGAAAUGCCCACCUCCAUGCCAGACUCAAACCUAUGUGAAAUGCCCAGUUCCCUGUCAGAUAAUGUAUGUGAAAUGCCCAGUUCCGUGCCAGACGACCUAUGUGAAUUGCCUAGUUCCGUUCCAGACGACCUAUGUGUAAUGCCCAAUUCUGUGCCAGACGACCUAUGUGAAAUGUCCAACUCCCUGCCAGACCCAGACAUAUUAUGUCCAGUGCUCUUCUCCUUGCCAGACCUACUAUGUGCAGGCUCCUGCAAGCAGCACAGUGCAGAGCUCAGGAUCCCAGGGUUGUAGCCUGACCCAUGCUGUGAUUGUGGUUGCUGCUGUUUGGGAAUUAUCCCCAUGA